Impatiens glandulifera is the source of this 441-nucleotide messenger RNA. RefSeq lists its product as uncharacterized. NCBI's taxonomy places the organism in Eukaryota, Viridiplantae, Streptophyta, Magnoliopsida, Ericales, Balsaminaceae. Bases 9 to 428 code for a protein of 139 amino acids. The record is from RefSeq and is a predicted model, not a curated record. The transcript has a single exon.
AGCUGAUCAUGGUUCAUACAAUUGAAGUAGGUGACACAGGAAGAGUAAGCGAUCUCAUGACUCUUGAACUAGACUCCACAAAUCCACCAACCAAGAAAAGGUCCAUCCAAACUGGCGUCUCGGUUUAUUGCGGUACAACAAAAAAAAAGCUUCAUGUUACUAGACCAUCCUCCUCAUCCUCAGCAUAUAGAACAAGUAGAAAGACGGGAAGCACCCACAUGAAUAGGAAGAUUUCCCGUGUCAAUGUUCCCAUGCUCAGCUCUGAAGACAUUUCUGCAGAUAAUACUCCGGUCAGAGGAUCAUCUCGUAUAGUUGAAAUAGUCGACCUGAAAUGUGGAAAACCUGAGGGAACGUGGCCUGUCCGAAUCACUACACGACUCAAGAAACUGGGCUUCACAAAACUGACGUCUUCUAAAUCUGGCAAAUAAGUUAUUAGUCUCU